AUGUAUGGGCAUUAUGAUGUGGGUCCGAGAACGGUAAGGUAGAUCUCGGAAUGCUAAUGUAAGGCUGCGCAAAGUAAUCUGGGUCUAGAGGUAGUACAGCGGAGUGAAGAUGAUGCUUUAUGGCUGGGAGUAGCGUUCUACGUUCCUGAAGGUACUGUAACAAAUGCCACGUAUAUUAUUAUUUAAGUACGUGAACGAGUAUGACAGUAGACAUAAUGGUACUUUGUUGUAGUUUCUUGACUAAAGAACUUUAUCUGUACCACUACCGUUAGUUGUUAACUGUACUUAAUCGGCAAGAGAUCUGGAGAAUGAAGAGGGCAGCGCUGGAAAGUUUUGUCUAAUACAUUCCUUUCUUCUCUCCCACCCCCCCCGUCCCCUUUCCUUUCCCCUCCCUCCUCCGCUUACCUUGUUUUUAGUGCUUACUGCACUUACAGUACGCGUGCUCAAUUUUGAUAUCGACUUUAAUGUAUCUAUAAUACUACCUUUUGUUUUUAGGGUUCAAUCGACAUUGACAGAAGAAUAAACCGGACAACGAUGCUGGACGACGCUUCAGAAUCCGAUUUCUGCAUCAUCGACACGUCAACGCCACAAUCGCUAGAAAGAGACUUCUACGCUUGGCUUAAAGUAGGUAGCAAUAAGCGUGACUUUAGCUGUUUUAUUCGGAUUAAUUAAGUAAUCACGUAUGUUGUGAUGGUUUAUGUUAAAUGGUUUACUGUGAUCUUUAUUGUCUAAAAUUUUAAAUUUUAAAAAAAAUUUUUUUUUAGUUUUUAAUUUAAUCUAUAAGCCAAACAACUACAUUCUCGUAUUUUACCAUAAAAACAUAUGUCAAAAAAAUUACAGUACCCUAUUUUAAGGGAGAACUAACACCUUCAACCCCAGCCCUAUCAGAAGUCAGUACAACGUCGUGGUCUUCAUCUACCCCUUCCUCAAUAUCAUUUCCGUCUGAAGAUGGCAGUGCUCAGAACAGUCCAAUUGAUGUGAAACCUGAUCGCUUCGUAUACGACUACAUAAAGACGGAAUACGACCAGAGUUACUGUGAGAUAAGCGAUGAUCAGUUCUUCGGAGGAAGCAACGUCUACCACUCAAAUCGGAAUUCAGGUAGGUUACUGUAAUUAUUAAGUAUGUUGUGGCUUUGGAUAUUGAGCUACAGUAUCUCUUAUGCCUUGGGGGGUUAAAGUAUCUUUUUUGACACUGAAGAGUUACAGUAUUCUUUAUAGAUAAAAGGGUUACAGCAUCUUUUACAUUUUGAAACGUUACAGUAUUUUCUAUACAUUGAAAAGUUACAGUAUUCUUUAUAAAUUAAAGAGUUACAGUAUCUUCUAUAUAUAGAACCCUCUUUCAAGAUAUACGACCAAUGUCUACCGUAAGAUCAAUAGUAUUUACCACUGCCUUUAAUGUCAAAAUAAUAUUCUUAAAAAAAGAUUUUUACUGCCAAAUCAGUCGUAUUUACCAUUGUUGUGACAUGUUAAGCCUAUUAGCCGCGAGAUAACGGUUACCGCAGAAUCUUUUGGAUAUCUUGUUCCUUAUAUCGAAAUGUCCGUAAUUUUUAAUCGCCUUUGGAGCAAGGUAAAACAACAUUAGUUCCUUAUUUAAGUCCUUGUCUGUCUUUAAUUAUAGUGUACGGUACUACAAUCUUUUUAGUGGAAUUUCCGAAAGUGACAUUUCGUUAUCGGGUUUUUGAAAUUAUUACAAAUUUGAUGAAUUCAAAGUAAACAAAGUGACCAGUAAACAACAGGAGUUAAUCAUUUUAAUGUAAAAGGGCGUAAUAUAAAGUGUACAACGAAAUUUUAAAUUAAAAAACAUUUGACGUCUUGUCAUUGAAGUUCAAUCCCCUAGAGUGACUUUCGUUAUUCGUUUUUUAAAAAUCAAACUUUUAUUUCAAAAAUCAAUUUUAUAUCAAUUCUUUGGUCUUUUGCAGACACUUUCAAGUCCUACUUAUAACUUUAAAAGUACAAUCCAAAAAAUUGACAUUUCGUUAUUGGUUUUCAUAAAAUUAAACUUUAAACUCAAAAAUCAACUUUUUAUCAAUUUUUUGGUCUUCUAAAAGCAAAACCAUUACUUUUAAGCACGACUAGUAACUUGAAAAGUACAAUCCAUAAAAGUGACAUUUCGUUAUUGGUUUUCAUAAAAUUAAAAUUUUAUCUCGAAAACCAAGCUCCUUUCAAUUCGUUGGUCUUGUAAAGACAAAACCACGACUUUUACGCCCAAAUAACAAUUCCAAAAGUACAAUUCAAAAAGUGACAUUUCGUUAUUGGUUUUCCAACUGGGAACUCCAUUGUUUCCUUCAAUUAUAAUAUAAUCCAAACGUACGUGGCAAACUUUAACAGCGUUAGUUAAUGCACUAAAACUGUUUACAAGUAAAUAAACAUUCGAGAAUGUUCAAAUUGAGCCGUUUAAUCUCGGUCUUAAAUAGCCGUCUUAAGGAAGUCCUUUAAAAAGUGUACAGACCAACAUGUUAUAGGAUGUACAACACAUUAAUAACAUUUACAUUAGUACAACAAAGUGUAAAAAGACAGUUUUAAUCUUUUUUUGAAAAAAUUAAUGCAAAGCAAAUGGUUGUUCAAAUAAUUCUGCGCCUUCUCUCAUAAGAAACCUUUACGAUUAGAAGGCACAGAAUUACUGAAACAACUAAAUAUGAAAAUAGAGAUCAUUACAAACUCCUAAAGCUAGAAUGCCAUUAUAAAGUUACAUUUUCAGGUACUAAUCAACUAGGCCGAACAUAUAAUCCAGGAUUACCGCUAGGCAUGGAAGAACGAAAGAAGAUCGUGGCCUUGUUCCAAAAAGGGUGGAAGAUAUGCAACAUAUCCAAGAAGCUAUGUGUAACACAUUCUUGUGUCUCCAAAAUACUCAAUAGGUAUGUUAGAUAAUAUGUUUAUUCAAAGUGGCAAGUCAUAUACUAACUUAUUAUAUCAUGUAUUAACUUACCCUCCCUUCUAUUCUAAACUACCUUUCCCUCUCCUCAUAUAAGCCCCUACCUUUAUAUAACACAGCCUUACUAAUCUUACCCUUUUAUACCGUAUCUACAUAUAUAUAUAUAUAUAUACCAUACUGAAAAUAAUGACAAUAAACACAAUGUAACAAUGUUAACCAUUACGGUAUUGUAGAUAUCGAUCCACAGGCUCAGUAAAGCCAAAAGACGCCAAAGAAGGUAGAACAGAGUCGCCACUAGUCGCGGCUAUUCGAAUAUACGUCCAGAAGUACGGAGUAACGAAGCAAUCAGAAAUACGUGAUCGACUAAUCAACGAUAGUAUCUGCACUGUAGAUACGUUGCCUUCUCGAAGCUCCAUUAACCAGUAAGUUAAUAGAUAACUGUACCAUUAUAAAAAUUUUUAAAGUACCAUUUAUACCAUUUUUGUACUCUCAUAUGGAUUAAAAUCCUAUCGUAAAAUCAUAUUAUAUUACCAUAGAGCCAUAUUAAAUUAUAUUAACCGUGAUCGUACAGUAAACAGCUGCCUUUAUCCGCCUUUCUUCGUAUAAAAUGUCCCCUUUUCAGCAUUCUCCGAACAAAACUUUCCGUGAAAGCGACUCGAAGAACGGCCAACAACGUGAUCACUAACUCUCCCUAA
Bursaphelenchus okinawaensis is the source of this 3566-nucleotide messenger RNA. The record is from the annotation of a GenBank genome assembly. NCBI's taxonomy places the organism in Eukaryota, Metazoa, Nematoda, Chromadorea, Rhabditida, Aphelenchoididae.